AUGAGCCGCGUGCAGCUGGAGUCGGACGACUCCGACUCCUCUGCGGGCUCACCGGAGCGACAGGCGGUGUCGAGGACGUCAUCGCAGUCUGUUAUCGAGUCCGUGGACCCCAGAGCCUUGCGCAGCCAGACCAGUGCCAGCCUGCGCUCGGCUACACAUCAAGCAGCCCGUGCUCCAGCUCAAUUGGAAGCAAGCUCGGAUGAUUGGGACGCUCCAGACUCGGAGGACGACGUGGAUCUCUAUGGCCGCCCUGUCGCCCGAACCGCCAGCAGCAGCAGUGAACAUGAGAAUGCAGAUCUCGAGGAGGCUGGUACUCUCGCUUCAGGCCAUGGCGCUCCUCGCGAACAACAGGAACAGCGGCGCCGCCGGACACGAGCAGCGUCCGGCAGCGUCCGGGCGCUCCAAUCGCUAGCCGCUGCACGCCGAAGGCGCGCCGAUGUUCAAAACGCCACUGUGGAGCACGCCCGGUCACCCACAAGCCCCCAACGCAAGCGGGUGCACCGCGACCAAUCCACCAGCGCCGAGUUGGCCGAACCCAAGCACUCCAAGCUGUGGAAGUAUCGCGAGGCCCACUCCACCCUCAACCGCACCAGCAGGUUCAUCCCCGAACACAGCGCAUAUAACCACGAUCUACGCGAAGUGGAGGACCUGGCCGGUUUUAUAGCCAGCGACGACGAGGAAGCCCGCGCCCGACCACAUCGCCUGCUCUUGCCAGACUCCGAUUCAGAGAAUGAAGCGGCACCCGGCCCCAAUAUCAAUGCUAGUCAGCCGCCCGUCCCGGGCAUGCCCUCCUUUUCAACUGAUUCCGACUCGGACCAAGGUUCUGAUGACCCAGCGAUGAUGACCAUACUUCUUCAAAGAAACCUGAAUCUGGCCGUGCCAAGUCUUUGUCUGGUUUUUGGAGCUGGCUCUUCGAAUGUAAAAGACUCAAAUCCACGCCAAAUAGAACGCGUGCGUCGCUCCCUUCAAGGGCCACUGGCCUCUGACGAUGAUGCCUCAAGCUCGAGUAGCACGGUCGCUGCCAUCUCUGACGACGAAGACGCGGCUUGUGUUGCUGCCGCCAGACUUUUCGACGAGCCGCGCCGCGGAUCGCAGUCACAGGCGGUGCCACACGCUGAUCAACGUGUCUCUGAGGAGGACUUUUUCGUCAACAGUGACGAGGAAGGGGAAGGCGAUGGCACCCAUCGUCACUUUGAAUGCCCAUGUCAGCAUGACGCCCCGUACAUGGGACGACGCCUCUUCUGCCGUCAAGAGCUGUGUCGGCGCAUGCAGCAUGCAGCCUGUUUCAACCGCCCUGAACGCCGUGAUCGCAGUUUGCCCCCGCAUAUUUGCCACGUUUGCACCAAAGUCGUUCCAGAGGUACCCGCUGAUCGCACAGCCCUGUGGACUGCUGUUGAGCACGACGACCUCAACGAGGUGACCAAGCUUCUGAACCAACAAAGAGUACCCGCAGACAUUUGCAGCUAUGAUCACGACGGCAUGACGGCGGUCAUGCUGGCCGCGCGCCGCGACAAUUGGCCGAUUAGUCGUGUCAGCCGUGUCGACUUGAACAACUGGACCAUCCUCCACCACGUCAUCGCCACGGAUGCCGACCGUGUGCUCCAACAUCUCCUCGACGUCGUGAUGGCUGGCCGCGAGCCCUUGAAUCAGCCUCAAUUCAAGGAGCGCCUCGAUGGAAGCAAUCUGCUGCACCAUUGCGCAGCUUACAACGCUCUGCAGUGCUGGGCCGUCAUGCUCCGCUAUGCGCGUCUCAAGCAGGCCAUGGGCGCUUGGGUCGACAAGCCCGACCAUGAGGGCAUGACCCCGCUUUUUACUGCCCUGCGAGCUGGGCACUUGACAAUGGCCCAAAAGCUUUGGCCGCGCUCGGUUGCUACACGAGACAGCACGGAUGCCCACCGGCGCACAGCCCUGCACCUGGCUGCAGAGGGUGGCAAUGCUGAAUGUGUGCGCCUGGUCCUUGAUGCAUCAAGCAGCGACGUGCUGGAAUCGCGCGACGCCAUGGGCUUUACCCCCCUUAUGGUGGCAGCACAAGUGGGCGCAGAAGCGGCUCUUGAAUGCCUCAUUGCGGCCGGCGCCCAGGUCGAGGCGUUUGAUCACGAGGGCACAUCUGCCUUGCACGUGGCUGCUUUGGGUGGCCAUACCGCUGCCCCGCUCCGGGAACGAGCCAUCGCCAUCUUGAAAACCAUCUCAACCACGGAACGAUACUUUCGCUUCCUGAACGAUCUGGUGCGCCAGCAUCCCGCAAUGCUGGAUACAGACCUGCAUUUUCUACUCUAUCAACGAGGCCUGUUGGACCUUGACGUCAAAACCGCUUGGCUGCGUCGCAAAGUGCAAAACGAAAUGCCCCGUUCCCUCGCACAAGUCCAAGCUGCCAGGCUAUCCCCUACGAAGCAUCCUAAAAACAUUCAUUUAAAAGUCGCCUUUGUGGGCGAGGCAGGAAUUUGCCUCGGGCCUCUGCGUGAGCUCUUCUCCGUUCUACCUGAUAGUAUUCUAACCGACACCAAGCUUCUGACCGCAGCGACGGAAAACAACCCCCGGCUUGUCCCAACGUACUUUUUGAACGAGCACGGAGCAUGUGAGGCUGCACGGCCGGACUCCAACGCGAGAACUGCCCAAUUUCGGGCAUUGGGAACGCUGUUAGGGCUGGCUAUCUUGCAUCAACAGACCGUGAAUUUACCACUGGCAUUGCACGUCUUGGCUGAGAUGCUGAGCGAUCCCGUAGAGCCCAACAUUGACUCGCUCGAGACCUUGGACGGCGAUUUAGGCCGCAACCUGCGGUGGCUCUUGAACCGGUCCAUUGAUGACUUGGAUCUCGAUCUUGGCUACAGCGUGUCAGUCCCGCCUUGUGCGGGUGCAGCCCCGAUUGAGAUUGAGCUUUCACGCGAUCACGCGUCCGUCACGGAUGCCAACAAAAAGGGCUACGUCCAAGCCGUGGCACAAUUUCACCUCGUGGAUAAGACUUCGUGCGAGGUGAGGGAUUUGCGUGAAGGCUUUCAAAGUGUCUUACCGCCGGAUUUGCUGAUGCCUUUCACGGCGGGCGAGUUGGCGCUCACUCUGGAAGGCGUCGCGACCAUUGAUGUGCAAGCAUGGCAACGACAUACCUCCUACUCGAAUGAGUACGAUGCGAACCAUCAGGUUAUCCGAUGGUUCUGGCAGCUGGUGACCACGCUCUCGGACGCUGAAAAAAGCCUGCUCUUGCAAUUUGUAACGGGCGUCACCAGGCUACCCCCCGGCGGCUUCGCCGAUCUUCGUGCCUUGGGGGGCGGGUCCGGCAUGACCAUUACAAGGGGAGGAGACGUGCGGCAUUUACCUGGAGCUUCAACAUGCUUCAAUCUCCUCAAGCUACCACCAUACCCAACCCCUGCAAUUCUACGUCAGAAAGUGCUGAUUGCCAUUCGUCAUGGGGCACAUGGGUUCUCCUUCAGUUGA
This is a messenger RNA of Monosiga brevicollis MX1, 3429 nucleotides long. RefSeq lists its product as uncharacterized. Lineage: Eukaryota; Choanoflagellata; Craspedida; Salpingoecidae. The coding region runs from base 1 to 3429 and encodes 1142 amino acids. The transcript has 20 exons. The record is from RefSeq and is a predicted model, not a curated record. Gene Ontology annotation, molecular function: ubiquitin-protein transferase activity; protein binding.